This is a messenger RNA of Boleophthalmus pectinirostris (great blue-spotted mudskipper), 5937 nucleotides long. Its product is annotated as rho GTPase-activating protein 44-like. Gene Ontology annotation, molecular function: GTPase activator activity; protein binding. Gene Ontology annotation, biological process: signal transduction; positive regulation of GTPase activity; modification of dendritic spine. Gene Ontology annotation, cellular component: leading edge membrane; postsynaptic density; presynaptic active zone. The record is from RefSeq and is a predicted model, not a curated record. Lineage: Eukaryota; Metazoa; Chordata; Actinopteri; Gobiiformes; Gobiidae.
GCGAGGGAGAGGAAUAUUGGUCCAGCAGCAGCAUCUGUGGUCGCAGCGGAGCGGAGCGGUGACGGAGACCCGGGACUUGGCGACGAAAAUGUGGGUAAAUUAAGCGUGACUCCCGGUGGAGAUGCACGAAGCGGCCGCGUAAAGUCUGACCCUGCUCCGUCCGACACAGAUCACUGCGGAGAUCUGACUUUACCCCAUCAAUGAGAUAUGUGGAGCGGCUCUACCUCUCGGUGGUAACGCAGAAAAACACAAGAUGAAGAAGCAGUUCAAUCGAAUGAGACAGCUCGCCAACCAAACAGUUGGCAGGGCAGAAAAAACAGAAGUACUGAGUGAAGAUCUACUACAGGUGGAGAAGCGUCUGGAGCUGGUGAAGCAGGUCUCCCACAGCACUCACAAGAAGCUGACGGCGUGUCUGCAGGGACAGCAGGGCGUGGAUGUGGAGAAGAAGUCUGUCAGAUCUCCAUCGAAAAAGCUCCCCCUGACUACGCUAGCACAAUGUAUGGUGGAGGGGUCUGCUGUGCUGGGGGACGACUCGCUCCUGGGGAAGAUGUUAAAACUCUGUGGAGACACGCAGGACAAACUGGCCCAGGAGCUCAUCACGUUCGAACUCACCAUCGAGAGAGACGUCAUCGAGCCGCUCUACGACCUGGCAGAGGUGGAAAUCCCAAAUAUCCAGAAACAAAGGAAACAUUUAGCGAAGCUGGUCCUCGACAUGGACUCUGCACGGACGCGGUACUACCAGUCCACGAAAUCUUCAGGACUGUCCAGUAACAUGCAGCCGACAGGAGCCAAGGCGGACCACCUCAGGGAAGAGAUGGAGGAGGCAGCCAAUCGCAUGGAGAUUUGUAGAGAUCAGCUAUCAGCAGACAUGUACAGUUUUGUGGCCAAAGAAAUAGACUAUGCAAGCUACUUUCAGACGUUGAUAGAGGCUCAAGCCGAGUACCACAGGAAGUCAUUAGAACUGCUCCAGAGCAUACUGCCCCAGAUCAAAGCGCAACAGGAGUCCUGGGUGGAGAAGCCCUGCUAUGGCAAACCAUUAGUGGAGCACUUAGCACUCAGUGGGAGAGAUAUUGCCUUUCCCAUAGAGGCCUGUGUCACCAUGCUGCUGGAGUGUGGCAUGCAGGAGGAGGGUUUGUUCAGAGUGGCUCCUUCAGCUUCAAAACUAAAGAAGUUGAAAGCCUCGUUAGACUGUGGGGUAUUGGACGUCCAGGAGUACAGCGCAGACCCUCACGCCAUUGCAGGUGCUUUGAAAUCCUACCUUCGAGAACUCCCUGAACCACUGAUGACCUUUGACCUUUACAAUGACUGGAUACAGGCAUCAAACAUCCAAGACCAAGACAAGAGACUGCAGGCUCUUCUUGGUGCUUGUGAAAAACUACCACCAGCGAACGGCAACAAUUUUAAGUAUUUGAUCAAGUUUCUCUCUAAACUCACUGAAUACCAAGAUGUGAACAAGAUGACUCCUGGAAACAUUGCCAUCGUCCUGGGACCAAACCUGCUUUGGACACACAAUGAAGGAAAUAUUACAGAGAUGAUGACAACCGUUUCUCUCCAAAUCGUCGGCAUCAUUGAGCCGAUCAUUCAACAUGCAGACUGGUUCUUCCCGGGAGAGAUUGAGUUCAAUGUCACAGGGAACUAUGGCAGCCCAGUCCACACGAACCACAAUGCCAACUACAGCCUGAUGCCCUCUCCGGAUAUGGACCAGAUCGAGCGGAAACAAAAUGAUCAAUGUAGACGACCUCUCAGCGUUGCCACGGACAACAUGAUGCUGGAGUUCUACAAGAAAGAUGGCAUUAGGAAGAUCCAAAGCAUGGGCAUCAGGGUCAUGGACACUUCCUGGGUGUCACGCAGGGGCUCGCGUAAAUGUUCAUCCACGCCGCCCCACGUGCACCCACCCACCCCGCCCAUUGACGCGCUCAGUCACCCCCUCCCAACCCCUCCACCCAAUAGCAGCGACCGUGCCAGCUCUGAUGAUGCGUCCUCGAAUUGGUCGGACUCCUGUUACACGUACCCCUCUCCCGAUGAGGAAAGACCGCCGCCCCCUUACCCUUACUCCUCCUCCCUCUCCUCUUCCUCCUCCGGCUCUGCCUUUUCUGCCCCCCAUCACCACUUCUACACCCGAGCACCCCCGAGUAUGCGCCCCUUUGCCUCUAACCCAGAGUGUGUGUCCCCGCCUGGCCCCUCCCCUCCUCCGCGCUGGUCCGUGUUUAGCCCCCCUUCGCUCUCAGCUUUUUGCUCUCUGGACGUGAACUCUAACCCCAAAUCCCUGUCUGAACCCCAGCAUGCGCCCCUCGCUUCUGAAUCGAACGGGUCGAAUCUUUAUAUCAAACCUCCGCUCGUUCUCACACGCCACGAUCUGUUCCCAAACUGCCCCCCCAGACCCCACAGCACACCCCUGUCCGCCCCCCCUCCCUGGUCGGCCUGUGCUUGUACCAAAGACAGAGGCACCAGGCUGAAUAGCACCCUAAAGAACAAGGAGCUGUCUCCGGUGAUUGGGCAGAAAGGGCUUCAGGGAACAGUGACCUCUAGUGGCCCUUCUCAGCUAUCAGAGCACAGCCCACAUUCACUAAGAAGAGCAAAGAAACUAGCCCCUAUCCCACCUAAGCCCCCCUAUUCUCAGACAGGAGCGAUCUCAGACCAGUCUACGGGACAGCCCUCUCCGGUUAGCCUAUCUCCCACUCCCCCCAGCACCCCCUCUCCCUACGGCUUCAGUUACCCUCAAGGUUACGCCACCAUAGGCUCCCCCAUACAGGUGCAGUCCGCUACCACGCCCUCCCUGUCUUCUCCCCCUUCUCUGGCCGGGACCCUCACCAAGGCCCGACCGACGCCCAAACCUCCCCGAAAUAGACCCAGCCUGCCUCCCCCUCAGCCCCCCAGCACCCCUGGGACCAGCCCACAGCCUCUAGACCACUCCACUGGGCUGCUAGAUGGACUAUCGCAAGGGGAGAGCAUGUCCACAGAUUCUUUCUGUAACCUGGAGAUCCCAGUCAUCAACAUGGAGCUGGACAGUAUUUUCGACAUGCCUCACAUCUCAAACUUCAGAAACUCAUUGACAUUUUACGAAUCGAGCCACAAGGGGGCGGAGUCUGAGGAGGAGUCUGAGAGCACAGUGCUAUGACAUUGCUGGCUUUAGCUUUAUUUAGCUUUAGCUGUUCAAAACAUCAUCUACAUCUCUGCACUAUGGAAUCAACAAAGGAGGACACAGUCAGAUCUCAAUGUAGUCCUGGACUUUUGGUCAAUAGGGUUUUUACAUUUGCUGGUUUUAUUCAUGGCAUAUACAGUAGGUUUUUAAUUGUUUGUUUUUUUUUAUUUAUGUUUUGCCUUAUUUGAAUCACUUGCAAUAUUGCCUUUAAAUCACAAAUACUGGACUAUAGCUGCUCAAAGGACCAAGUGCUCUUUGCUCAGAAGAAACAAAACCUGUACAUCUGUCGCUUAGGAAAUUUUGAGUUGAUCCUAUGUUGCCAUCUCUAGUUUGUCCUUUUUUCUCAGGGUUGUCAAUAGAAAGAUUCAGCACUAAAUUAUGGUGGCAACAAUCCCUGAUGUGUGUCCCAAUGUGAGUGUGCCAUUAUUUUCUGUUUGUGUGUUUUUGCAUGUUUUUACAGUGGUAAUAGGUUUUUGGAAAGCUAGGCUGGAAAAACAAUUCCCAGAUCAUCUCACUACUCAAAUCAUUCAAAUGUUUUGGUUUAUAAGAAUAUAGACUAUAGAUCGAACUUUCCAGAGGGAAUCAUUUGAAAUUUUGCAAUCAUGGACAAUUUAAUCAUGACAGUGGCAGAUACAUUGUGCAUCUGAAAAUGUUAAGUAAAAGUAAAAAAAAAAAAAAAAAAAAAAAAAAACAGUCUGCAGUAUAUUAUGGCAACUCAACUCUCAUGAGGAUGAACAUUAUCAAAUCAUUUUGGCAGCAAGAGAAAAUACUUUACAAAUAAGGAGCAGAUAUUCAUGAAAAUGAUAAAGUCCAGUCAGUCAUUGUAGUUAGCCAUGCUGCGCUCAGUGUCUCCAUCAUGGUUGCAAGAGCAGUUUUAAGACAUUUAAUAUAUUUUGCUAAUUACUGGUGACUCAGAAAUAGGUACAGAAGUGUUUAUUUUAAAGAGAAUAUUUGUACUGAUAUAUUUAAAGUAAUUUUAGAAUGAAUCACUUGGGACCAGACUAUAUCCACUGAUGAAUUCAGAUGAAAACGAGGUUAGUUUUGGGUGUGAUACUUGCCUUGAGAUGGGCCUUUGGACCUGUCACGGUUUGUAAGACUUUAUGUUGGUGCAUCCGCUUCACUUGGCCUCAAAGUCACUGUGCUGCUCCCAUUGUGUUUGUUUAAGUGCGUUAUUAUUAUUAUUAUUCACUAUAGCUUUGUAAAUAGUGUCUGUACAUAUGUGUUGUGUAUAUAGUGAAGGGGAGAAAUUUAAUAUUUACAGAUAUAAUAUACAGAAAAGAUAAUGCUGACAGUAACAUUGUAUUGUAAAUAUAAAUAUGAUACAUUAUGACAAUACAGUAGUUCUAGCACAAUGUUGCCAGAAUCACUUAAAUAACAAGUAGUUUUAACAAGUUUAUCUGUUACUGUUUGUAUAUUUUAUGGCACUGACUUCAUAGUUUUUUCAAUUAAAAACAAUCUCACUGCUUUUCUGGUGAUCUGAUUUCCCAGUACUGCCUUUGUGUCCUUGGGCAAAACUGUUCACUCAUACCAUCUACUCUAGUCACAAGUUGUGUUUCAAAAGAAAGUCCAGUAGAUAUAAAUCACCAAAAACAAAGUAACGUGACAAUGUGAUAUGCAUAAAUAUGAACCCACAAAUACGACUGAAGGAAGCUAGUUCUUUGAGAUGAUGAAUUCACAGCAACACAGGGAAAUCAGAUCAAUAAACUUCACAUAAUGCAGAAUAGAAACAAAACAAAAACACAUGUUAAGCUCAAGACCUCAUUUCAUUUCACAGUUGAUAAAAAACAGACAAAAUACCUACUGCAAACUCAAAAUCAAAUACAGUAAUGCCAUAACAGCCACGUUGUAAUCCGCAUGAGACACUGGUGUUUUAAACAUGUAAAAUAAAAAACUGUCACUGAUCACAAAUUUGUAAGUUGUUGUUGGCUGUGCUGAGGUGAAUGGUCUGUCUUGUCUCUGUCCAAAUCUGUGUUUUACAACGUGCUGCUCUUUGUUUUGUACUAAAGGGUAUAAAACCUGUAAAUAAAUCCAUUCAAUACAACUUUAUGAACAAUAUAAGACAGACGGUGACAAACUCCAGUAUUACAGCUUUUGAAAGCAUGAAGCCCUUUGAACACGGACAAACAAAAGCCUUUUUUUACACAAAUAGGUGGAAUGUAAUGGUCAUAGACACCAUUUUGAUCAUGUGUUGUAUUGCAAAGUAAAUGGAAACAUUGAGAGGGUGGGUGGGGAGUAUGAUUCAUUAUUGUCCUGUGUGAAAGUUAGCCGCAUGCUUUUUAACCAUGAAAUGAACAAUGUCUCAUCUUUGGUCCUAAACAAAUGUGAUCGUAUUUAUUUUUAUAAGUGAUGAGAGUUUGCAAGAGAAAAAUAAUCAUUCCUGUCCUGAUUUGAGUGUCAUAAUUUAUUGUGCGUUUUUACCACUAACCACUUUUUCUAUUUUAAUGUCUUCAUGAACAAGAAAAGCACAUGAAAUUUAAAAUGGUUGUCAAAAUAAAUAAAGCAUUCAAUUUGGAUUUUCUAUCUGCAAUAUCACAUUUUAUUUACAAUUUGUCCACUGCAUGUAGCCACUAAAGGUAAUAGUUUUCACAAUUAAUGGGAGCCAAAAUAAAAGGGAACACAAUAGACCUAAAAUAUGUCUCUUGUGUCAAACUAGUGAUGAUGUGGACUGAAAAGAGGAAGAGAAAAUGCCUUUUUUGGACAUGUUUUGUUUUCGCUGGUCACAGAGUGGACGCAGUGUGUACUGUAAAAUACUCCUCAUCCGAAUGUUGAAACUAUUAAAUAUGUUUUUACAUUAA